AUGUCCUGCGCUAAUUGGUCGUACCUGAUCCUGUCGUUCCCGGUCUUAGGCACCGUGUCGCCGACUUCGAGCGGCUGCGAGGUGGCAGUGUCGGCCGACGCGGUCGCGUCGCAGGCGGUCGCGUCGCCAACCGCCAGGCGGCUGCGAUUCCCAGGUAUAAAGCGCGAGUGGGUGUUUUUGCUGCUCGGUUUCAGUUUGUUCUUCAACCUGGCGUAUCAGCGUCCUGGCACAAGGUAG
This is a messenger RNA of Prorocentrum cordatum, 237 nucleotides long. The record is from the annotation of a GenBank genome assembly. Lineage: Eukaryota; Dinophyceae; Prorocentrales; Prorocentraceae.